AUGUCGUUUCCCCUAGGCGUCAUCGCAUGUCCUGCGCUCGCCACGGUAGACGACAGCGUCAGACCGAAGAAGCACUCCAAGGCAUCCGCUACAUCUGCCGACCCCCGCUCGAGUGCAUCUAGUGAAGCAGACAAGUCGCAGAAGAAGUCCAAGUCCAGCCGCAAGAUCCCGCUCGCCUUGUCCUCGAGAUCCUGGGUCACAAAGGAUAGGCCCAAGACCAGCGGCACCGCGCCGGUCACGCAACCUCUUGACAUUCCUCGCGCAGCAUCUCCAUCCACAGGCCUCAGUCGCUCACCACACGACUCCUUCGACUUUUCGCGCACGUCGCCGAUUUCCACAGGACGACCGAAAUACGUCCCUAUCGUAAUACCGGACGAAUAUUCGUACGUGCCCAAGGCGCUUAUCGCACCCAACUCUGGAUCAUUCUUGACAUAUUCGCCGACCGAACUCGACUCUCCGCUCUCCAGCUUUGUGUCAUCCUACGACUUGCAUCCUGACAGCGCUCGUUCCACGCCGAGGCAUGUGGAAAUAAAGAUUCCAGAUUGGGCGAACCCAACUCUCAAGGACCGCUCGCCGCCCCCAUCAUCUUGGAUAAAGCCUCCAUUCGAUCCAUUUGUUUCUACCAGCAAGCUAUCACCAGUCGACAUGUCUCAAACAACUUCGGAAUCGAGCAGAGCCAACACCAUGGACUCCCAGACGUCUCGUCCCUCUCCGGACCGAUUGUAUACGAGUCGCAGCGACAAUCAGUCUAAUUCAAAUCUGAGUGCCUACAGCAGCCAGACUAGCCUUUUGGGACUUCGUUCCGACUACGAGUCGGCAAGCGAAGCAGAGUCAACUGCAGAAGAUGAGGCUCACGCAAGAUCACAGACACCGUCGCAGGCUGCUGGCAUCAUGACUCCACAAGACCCCACUCAAUCUUCCGGAGCCAGCACUUCAAAUCUUUCUGGUCUCGUCUGCAACGUUCACUGCACGACGGGCAAAGAACCGCAUCCGCUCGUAGGCGCGACGACCACGGUGCUUGGCGACAAGUUGUAUGUGUUUGGAGGCCGGCGACUUUCGAGAUCGAAGCCACAGCUUACUGCCAACCUGUACGAGCUGGAUCUCAUCAGACGCCACUGGACGAAGUUGGAGACGAAAGGCGACAUUCCUUCGCCUCGGUACUUCCACACCGUGUGUGCGUUGGGAGACACGAAGCUGGUAUGCUACGGUGGCAUGUCCCCGGCUCCUGUCAUCGAGAUGAGCGCAGAAGCGCAACCGGAAGUAGUUGUCAUGUCGGACAUCCACAUCUACGAUGUGCCUUCCCAGACAUGGACGAAGCUCAAUACGUCGGAUGCUCCUCAGGGUCGUUACGCCCAUUGCGCUGCCAUCCUACCAUCAUCUGCCGUCUUCUCUUCGGCAAAUGCGCCCAUGUCGGCUGUCCAUCAUAAUCCUGCGGGAGCUCAACCAAACCAGGGCUCUCUCGGUGUCUCCAUCGAUGGCGCAGGAGGCGCGGAGAUGGUGGUGGUGGGUGGUCAAGACAGUGCCAACCAUUACAUUGAGCAAGUGAGCAUCUUCAACUUGCGGAGUCUGAAGUGGACUGGAACCACUGGCAUGGGGCGCAGCUGCGGUGCUUAUCGCAGCGUCGUCACCCCAUUGACUACCAUGAGCGCAGCUCAGAUCGGUGCUGGUCCUCAUGCGCAGCGUGACGUGGACGACGAAGAGGAGGAACCCAGCGUCGUUGGAUCUGGCUCUCCCAUGCUGAUCUACUCCAACUACAACUUCCUCGACGUCAAGCUCGAGCUGCAGGUGCGCUUGACGGACGGUACGCUCACAGAGAAGCCCAUGCAGACCGCUGUCUCGCCGCCCGGGCUUCGCUUUCCCAACGGCGGUGUGAUCGACAAUCAUUUCGUCGUCUCUGGCACCUUCCUAACAUCAUCCAAGCAGGAGUAUGCGCUUUGGGCGCUUGACUUGCGAACGCUGACAUGGAGCCGCGUCGACGCCGGCGGUAGCAUCUUUAGUCAAGGCAGCUGGAACCGCGGUGUUUUGUGGACUCGGCGUAAUUCCUUCGUGAUCCUUGGCAAUCGUAAUCGCAGCCUUGUCGACGAUUACAACAACCGUCGCAUCAACUUCUCCAAUAUCUGUAUCGUGGAGCUUGAAGCGUUUGGGCUAUACGAGAAUCCUACGAUGGCGGAACCGACUUCGGACUUCGUCUCGGCGAGCGCAAUUCCUUCGCAAGUCAACAAAGACGACAACGGAUUUGUCAGACUACUAUGCUCAGCUGCAGAAGAUAUCGGCGCUCUAGCUUUGAGUGUCCGCGAGUUGGCCGAUAUGGACUUCCUCGCAAUCGACGGUACCAGAGUCCCUGUUAAUUCGCGGCUGAUCACCAAGCGAUGGGGGCCUCACUUCAUCACAUUACUGCGGGAAUCGCUCAUGUCAGCAAAUGAGACCGACAACGCAACGCUUCGGCCGACCGCAGCCAGCCACCCGUCGCGAAAUUCAAGUAUCACCAUCACCGGGGCCUCUGUCAUGUCUGGCGGCACCACUCUCACCAACAACAGUAGCAGCAGUCAUGGUAGUGACAUACCAGACGUUCGAAGCGUCCCGCCGGCAACCCGCCCAAGACUCCUUUAUCUGCCACACACCGCGCCGACCCUGCAUGCAUUGCUGCACUACCUGUACACUUCGACGCUGCCAGCACCGCCACACCAUCUGGCUACACCGCAGAUCUUCUGCUCUCUACUGCAGCUCGCGCGUCCCUACAAGAUCGACGGGCUCCUCGAAGCGACAGUUGAGCGACUGCACAUGUGCUUGGAUGGCCGAAACGCGGCGGCAAUCUUUAACGCAGCUGCAAUGGGCGCAGGAGGCGGAGACAGCGUGCAAUUCGCAAGCAGCAGUCGAAUCAUAGCCGAUAGAGACAUUCCCGUCCGCACCCAUAGUCUGGGCGGCCUGGAUAGUCUUCUGGCCAAUGGCACGCCUCGCAAGACCGGCUUGCGCAUCGACACUGAAUUGUCCAACGGACGAAACACGCGCAACACCAUGCGGCCCGGACAGGCUGUCGCGGAGGACACGGAUGAAGAUGGAGUACCGCUGAGUGCUGCCACGGAUACCAGUAUGAGCGAGAACGAGCUCGGUUUUGGGCAGAGCGGCUUCAGCAGCAAGUCUGAGAAGAAGAACCAGGAGGUCUGGAGCGGCGCUCUGAGCUCCGUUGUUGGCCUGCAGAAGAGAGGUCUGAGAGGCUUGAUGGAGCAGCGUGGACGCAUGAGACAGCGAGGUCAGGAAGGCUUCGAGGGUGCAAGAGUAGGCUUAGGUAUUGCUUGA
Lecanosticta acicola is the source of this 3297-nucleotide messenger RNA. The record is from the annotation of a GenBank genome assembly. Lineage: Eukaryota; Fungi; Ascomycota; Dothideomycetes; Mycosphaerellales; Mycosphaerellaceae.